AUGUCUGCUAAAAAAUCUAAUGAAUACCUAGAUAAUAUCAUUAGAUAUUCACUAAAUAUCUUGAUAUAUCAUUUAAACCAGACUUCAAAACAAAAUUACAUUACCUCUUAUGCUACAGAAUUCAAUGUUGAGGACAAAGCUGAUAAUCAAGAAGCAGGACUAGAAGAUUUAGUUGAUCAUUUUGAUCACUUUAUCAAAACUAUACAAAACUCAAUUUCUAUUAACCAAUUACUCUUAGGUGCUAAUUUAAUUGAGAAUAAUAUAAAUUUCUAUCAUGGCAAACACAUAGAAGGUGAUGAAUUUAAAGUCCCACCAGACACAAACUUUCAUCAAUGGGUUGAAGAAUUUGGAAAAUUAAUUAGUGCAUCAUAUCUUAAAUGUCAUAUAGAAGAAAAUAAACAUGACUUAAUUUUGAGACCAAAUCAAAAAGAAACAAAAAAAUGUGAUUGUAAAUCUCAAAUAAUUAUUACUAAAAUACAUACACCCAAUGGUCAACAUAUAACAAUUAAAUAUACUUCUUAUACUAAUCAUUUUCCUAGUUCUGUUGAAGAUAUCGGCAAUCUAAGACUUUCCAAAAAAGUUCAUAAUUGGAUUGCUGAUCAUAUUCAUAAUGGGCUAAACAUUAAAGGAAUUAAUCAGCUAUUUCAGAAAAGGGCUUGUAAAGGAGUAACACUUGCUCAUCUUCUUUCAUCUCUUAAGAAUUUUGAAUUAGUACACCAUUGGCUUUAUAGCCUUCGCAAACAAAUCUCUGAUUGGCAAGGUUCUGUCACAUUUCUUGUAGAUUGUGAUUCUGCACAAAUUAAAGCUCUUUAUGUUGCCUUUUCAGAAAGCAAAAUUUUACUUUCCUGCAAAGACAAAGCUAAAAUUAUAGAGCAUAAGCUCAAUCAAAAUGAAAAAAGAUUAUUAGGUGAAGAACUGUUUGCAGACUUAAAAAACUUAAUGCAUAUAGAUAAUACAAAUCUAAAUGACUAUGAUAAACAUGCUAUUAACAAAACAAUAUGGAUAAAAGCUUACCAAAAUAAAAUCCCACAUUCUAAUAUGAAUACUACUAAUAUGAUUGAAUCCUGGUACAAGCGCCUCAAGUAUGAUAAUUUUGAAGGAAAGUUUAAUAGGCACAAUGUUAGAGCAAGACAAAUAAUGCCAGCUGAACAAAAAAUUCGUCGAAGACAAUUAAAAGCACAAGAACUUAUAAAUACUGUUUUAGAGUUUAGAAAUAAUAGUCAUAUUUGGACUAUGGCCUCUGAAUUAACACAAGAUAUAAGAUAUUCUGUGAAAAAAAAAAUUGAGCACUGUCAAUUAGAAAGACAAUUUUAUUGUACAUGCUUAGAUUUUCAAAUGCAUCAACUUCUUU
Cetraspora pellucida is the source of this 1351-nucleotide messenger RNA. NCBI's taxonomy places the organism in Eukaryota, Fungi, Glomeromycota, Glomeromycetes, Diversisporales, Gigasporaceae. The record is from the annotation of a GenBank genome assembly.